AAAAAAUUUAGGAAAGAAGAGAAAAGACGAAGACGGCGCGACGCCGAGGAGUAAGAGCGGCGACACGAGCGACCUUCUCGACACUCCUUGUUGGAGCUUCGCUGAAACUAGCAAGAAAUGGAAGAUUGCAAAAAAAGCCUUUCGGACAGUUUAUCGUGCACGGAUGAGAACCAUACGAUAGUUCUUAAGCUCCCUGAAAGCGACACUCUAUUUGACAAAAAGAAGAAAUUACUGCAAAGCAAGGGAUACGAUGUGGAAGUGCAUAUACAGCUCAAGAAUGCUUCGCAUCCCAAUUGGGCGUGCAUUACUGCUGAAUCAAUUCUGCCAAUAUCAAGAAUUAUACACCUGGAUGAGGCUGAACUCUAUUUUCGUGAGGAUGAUAGCUGUUCACCCAUGGGAUACUACACCCAGAAAAAUGAACUGGAAGCUCUAAAUUCGAUGCUUUGUAAUGUCAAUAGCUCAUUUCUGGAUGAUACUUCCUCUCACGAGGACGUCCUGCAAGAUUUGCGGGAAGCAAUUAUUCAGCUGAUGUUUGACUUUGGGCAUAAGAACAUUACAGAAACCUCGGUCAUCAACUCCCAGAAUUGUGAUAGGGAAAACUUUCUAUUACAGUGGGGUGAAAAAAGCGGUGUAAAAAACAGGUUGCAGAUAGCUUAUAUUGAGGGGUUUGGAAGGGGGGCCGUUGCUGUCACAGAUCUAAAAGUCGGAGAUAUUGCUUUAGAGAUUCCCGUCUCUGCUGUUAUUAGUGAGGAUGCUAUGAAGAAGUCAGACAUGUUUCCUGUGUUGGAAAAAGUUGAUGGCAUUUCAACAGACACAAUGCUGUUACUGUGGAGUAUGAAGGAGAGAUACAAUUCUUCUUCAACAUUCAAGAAUUACUUUGACACAUUGCCGGAAGAAUUUAAUACAGGAUUGAGCUUCGGCGUCGAUGCAAUUGUAGCUUUGGAUGGGACGCUGUUGUUAGAAGAACUGAUCCAAGCAAAAGAGCAUUUGAGGAAUCAAUAUGACGAACUUUUUCCUGCAUUAUGCGAAGAACACCCUGACAUAUUUCCCCCAGAGCUUUAUACGUGGGAACAAUUUUUAUGGGCUUGCGAACUUUGGUAUUCUAACAGCAUGAAGAUUCAGUUUGCUGAUGGAGCACUCAGGACUUGCCUAAUCCCCAUUGCUGGAUUUCUUAACCAUUCGCUGUAUCCACAUAUCACACAGUAUGGCAAAGUUGAUUCUGCAGCAAACACAUUGAAGUUUCGCAUGUCUAGACCAUGUCAUGCAGGAGAACAGUGCUACCUUAGUUAUGGGAACUUCUCCAGUUCGCAUCUAAUUACCUUUUAUGGAUUCAUGCCUAAAAUGGAAAACCCGUAUGACGUCAUCCAACUGGAUAUAGACAGUUCUCAGGAUGUUUGUUCUGAUGAAUUUGAUGUGUCCAGUGGGACAACUCAUAUGGUGAGGGGUACUUGGUUUUCAGACGACCAUAGCAUCUUCCAUUAUGGCUUGCCAGCUCCAUUGCUGAACCAUCUUAGAAGAGCUCGGAAACAUUUCCUGGAUGCUGUUUCUCCUCUGCAGGAGAAGCUAAAGAUAGAAAUUGAGAUUCUUGAGGACCUCUGCUCGACUUUCAGUGGGAUGAUGGAAAACCUCGGUGAAAUGGAUAGCGAGUCCAGGGAGAACAUGGAGUGGGACGUGAAGCUUGCAGCGGAGUACAAAAAUCUUCAAAGGAGGAUAAUUUCCUCGAUUUUGAGCUCAUGUUAUGCUGGUCGCAAGUUGGUCGAGGACGAACUUUGUAAGUCGAUGGCCAAGGACGACGGCAGCCCUAGUUAAUGGAAAGAGGUCGCUUGAAAGUGUCGCUACAAAUCAAACCUCGUCUUCUUACCUAGGAAGAUCAGAGGCUGGAACCUAAGAGGCUGACCUUGAGAGGAAGUGGCAAUGAUCAUCUCAUGUCUCAUGCCUCGUACAUUCAUUGUUUGGCAAACCUUGAGAGCUACCCAGUAUCAAGUGUCUUGAGCAGUAAAAUCUUGCAUUCGGAACUCGUAGUCAGCACGAAGUGCCAAAGUUUGGCAAUGUUCUCGAGUCGUCUGGUAAAUGAAGAUAUGCUGCUUGUGAGGUUUUCAUCUGUAAAAGUCCAUAGUUUUCGGUGACUGUAAAAUGAGCAGCAUAUGCAAUCAGCGAAUCCGAAAGGAACUCGCGUUCGCCAGUUUCGUCCCUCCUCUCCAAGUGCUCGAGUUUAAAAAUUGUAACCCCAGACCCAUGUGAAGAUCUCUCUCUCGACUCUUGAGCGAAGCGUUCCUCGAUUAUCAUCACCAUGGAUGUUCUCUUUCCCGACCGAAGAAUAUUGCCUCGAAUCAUUUCUUGAAUGGUCGACGACAAAACUAAGGCAGUGCUCUUGACACGGGAAGUCUGAAGAUUGUGCAGGUUAGGACAAAGAAAUGCAGGGGAGACAUUGCCGAAAA
Messenger RNA from Syzygium oleosum, 2438 nucleotides. Its product is annotated as ribulose-1,5 bisphosphate carboxylase/oxygenase large subunit N-methyltransferase, chloroplastic. The record is from RefSeq and is a predicted model, not a curated record. The transcript has 12 exons. Gene Ontology annotation, cellular component: nucleus. The coding region runs from base 118 to 1809 and encodes 563 amino acids. NCBI's taxonomy places the organism in Eukaryota, Viridiplantae, Streptophyta, Magnoliopsida, Myrtales, Myrtaceae. Gene Ontology annotation, molecular function: protein binding; protein-lysine N-methyltransferase activity. Gene Ontology annotation, biological process: peptidyl-lysine monomethylation.